AUGGCAGAUCAAUUUACAGUUCGAGUAAAAAAAUAUAUGAGCAAUCCCUUAUUAAGAAGAAAACAAUUUGCUUUAGAAAUUUUACAUCCAAAUAAAGGGACUAUAUCAAAAAAGGAUGUUAAAGAAAGAUUAGCAAAAAUGUAUAAAUUAAAUAAUGUAAAUACAAUCGUAUUAUUUGGAUUUAAAGCUUUAUUUGGAGGGGGAAGAACUAAAGGGUUUGGCUUAAUUUAUAACAGUGUUGAUGCUGUUAAAAAGUUUGAAAAGAAAUACAGGCAAAUACGAGAAGGCUUAAUAACAAAGGAAAACAAGCCAGGAAGAAGAGCAGCCAAGGAAUUGAAAAACAGAAGGAAAAAGGUCCGAGGUACAGCAAAGACAAAAGUUUCUGGAGGAAAGAAAAAAUAA
This is a messenger RNA of Plasmodium vinckei vinckei, 402 nucleotides long. Its product is annotated as 40S ribosomal protein S24, putative. Lineage: Eukaryota; Apicomplexa; Aconoidasida; Haemosporida; Plasmodiidae. Gene Ontology annotation, biological process: translation. The transcript is spliced from 2 exons. Gene Ontology annotation, molecular function: structural constituent of ribosome. The record is from RefSeq and is a predicted model, not a curated record. Gene Ontology annotation, cellular component: ribosome. Bases 1 to 402 code for a protein of 133 amino acids.